Molecule: messenger RNA, 626 nt
Organism: Paramecium sonneborni
Lineage: Eukaryota; Ciliophora; Oligohymenophorea; Peniculida; Parameciidae
Source: the annotation of a GenBank genome assembly
AUGAACUAAAAUGCUUUGAUGCCAAUAUUGUAUUUAGGAAUGAUUAGUUUUGAAUAACAAAUGUUCAACUUGUACUUUGAUUAUUCUAGAACAGGGAAACAAAUAAAUGAAUAAAUAAAAAAUGAAAUGAAAAUUAUAGGAAAUAAAGAUAUGAAUAUGUUAAAUUCUGAAAUAGAUGCUAGAGAUAUAAAAUAGAAUGUGCAAUUUAAGACUCUCUACAAGUAUAUUUAUUAUAAGUAUCAGGUUAUAAGAAUUCAAGCAUUCAUGUACAGUGCCAAAUUUAUAUUAUUUAUAUCCAUUUGCUAUUCCAUUUUCAAUGAUAUUUCCAAGAAUGGCUACUAUUUGUUUUGGUUUCUCUUUUGGAUUAUAGAGUUUGAUCUUUUUUAAUGAUAUAAUAAGGUUUAAAUUGCAAUCAUCAAAUUUGAGAACAAAUAGAAAGAUAAAGGAAUUAAUGGAUGGAAGUGUGACUUUAUUGAUGGUAUCGAUAGGUGUAGUUUGUGGAAGUGUAAUUACAAAAAGAGGAUUUUCAAAUUUAAUAAAAAUUUUGAAGGAAGAAUAAGUUUUAUCAAAAGAGUUGGCUUUAGCUAAAUAAAAUGCUGGGGUUAAUAUUAAAAAAUGAUAGAGAG